UACAAAAGUUGGUAAGUCAUAAGUGUUAUUCAAAAGUUUCUUGCGAAUCUACGCUGAUGAUGACAAACAGUAAACGACAGUAGCAGAAAAUGAUAUUGAAAUUAAAAAUGCAAUAUGUAUAUUAAACAAUACGCAGACAGCAAAACACGCCACCCGCCUUUACGCUGUAGCUGUUUACCAUGGGAGACGCAGCGAGCACCGCAGAGGAUAGUUUGCUACUGCCUCUGCCUGUCGAUAUAGUUGAGAGAGUGACAUGGAGAGAUCUACGAGAUGGAUCAUUCAUCGAAGAACUCAAGAGGCUUAUCUGCUUUGCGGCUCCUAUGGCUGCUGUUGUUACCGCUCAGUUCAUGUUGCAGAUCAUCUCAAUGAUGAUGGUGGGUCACCUCGGCAAUCUCUCCCUCGCUGGCGCUUCCCUUGCUUCUUCAUUCUGCAACGUCACUGGCUUCAGCCUCAUCUUAGGAUUGGCAUGUGCCCUGGAUACUCUCAGCGGUCAAGCUUUUGGAGCUAAGCUAUAUCGGAAACUAGGUGUUCAGACAUACACAGCUAUGUUCUGUCUCGCAUUAGUGUGUCUCCCUCUCUCUCUCAUUUGGUUCAACAUGGAAAAGCUUCUUGUAUUCCUUGGCCAAGACCCUUCAAUCGCACAUGAGGCAGGAAAUUAUGCAGCUUGGCUCAUCCCAGGACAAUUUGCUUACGCCGUUAUACAGCCGCUCACUCACUACUUCCAAAACCAGACCUUGAUCACACCUCUCCUCAUCACCUCUUGUUUUGUGUUAUGUCUCCACGUUCCUCUCUGCUGGCUUCUGGUUUAUAAGUCAGGACUUGGUAAUCUUGGAGGAGCCUUGGCUCUCAGUUUGUCAAACUGGCUCAACGCCAUUUUCCUUGGAUCUUACAUGUGCUACUCCUCUGACUGUUCUGAAACACGCGCUCCACUCUCCAUGGAGAUAUUCGACGGCAUCGGAGAACUCUUCAAAUAUGCUCUUCCUUCUGCGGCUAUGCUUUGCCUAGAGUGGUGGUCAUAUGAACUCAUAAUAUUACUCUCUGGUCUCUUACCCAACCCAGAACUGGAGACAUCUGUGCUCGCUGUCUGUCUCCAAACAACUGCGACAAUCUAUUCGAUACAUCUUGCAAUCGCAGCUGCAGCAAGCACAAGAAUCUCAAAUGAAUUAGGUGCAGGAAACUCUCGAGCAGCACAUAUCGUGGUCUAUGCAGCAAUGUUUCUUGCAGUAGUGGAGCCAUUGAUAGUGAGUACAUCUCUGUUGGUCAGCAAGAACGUUUUCGGCCAUAUUUUCAGCAGUGACAAGGAAACCAUCGACUAUGUUGCAAAGAUGGUUCCAUUGGUCUCUAUUUCUCUCAUACUGGACAGUUUACAAGGGGUUCUUUCAGGAAUUGCAAGGGGAUGUGGGUGGCAGCAUAUAGGGGCUUACAUAAACUUUGGAGCUUUCUAUCUCUGGGGGAUACCAAUUGCAAUAUCGUUAGCUUACUGGGUUCAUCUGAAAGGUGUUGGCCUUUGGAUCGGCAUACAAGCGGGUGCCGUUCUGCAAACUCUUCUGCUGGCUCUUGUCACUGGCUGCACAAACUGGGAAAACCAGGCCCGUGAAUCGAGGAUGAGAAUGAAUGUGGCGUAAUAUUAGGCGCAGCUAAACAACACUUACCAAUUCAGAGCUUCGCAUCUAAAGAUUACAGACACGCAUGUUCCUCUCCGGUUUUACCAUUUUUAGUAGCAGCACAAAUCGAUGUAUGUUACCGUUGGACUAGUCAAAGCCGUAAAUAAUCGGUCUUCUGUGUAACCAAAUCAUACUAUAUGAUUUUAGACAGUAAUAAGAAGCAGCCCUCAGCAGUCGGUUGUUUCGAUGAAGCU
Camelina sativa (false flax) is the source of this 1858-nucleotide messenger RNA. Its product is annotated as protein DETOXIFICATION 13-like. NCBI's taxonomy places the organism in Eukaryota, Viridiplantae, Streptophyta, Magnoliopsida, Brassicales, Brassicaceae. Gene Ontology annotation, molecular function: xenobiotic transmembrane transporter activity; antiporter activity. The record is from RefSeq and is a predicted model, not a curated record. Gene Ontology annotation, biological process: xenobiotic detoxification by transmembrane export across the plasma membrane. Gene Ontology annotation, cellular component: membrane.